This is a messenger RNA of Penicillium robsamsonii, 600 nucleotides long. RefSeq lists its product as uncharacterized. The record is from RefSeq and is a predicted model, not a curated record. NCBI's taxonomy places the organism in Eukaryota, Fungi, Ascomycota, Eurotiomycetes, Eurotiales, Aspergillaceae. The coding region runs from base 1 to 600 and encodes 199 amino acids. The transcript has a single exon.
AUGCUUCACUCGGCCAUUUACCGGAUUUUGCGAAUUUUCUUGGUCACUCUUGACUUCUGGUUCAACACCAAUCAGUCCUCCUUCCCCCCCAGCCAAGCCCAAAGGCGCGGUAAGCCCUCGCAAUCCAUUCCCCUCGAGAAUCCGACGCCCUCGACUAGUGCUCAACAACCCGAAAUGUCAUCUUCAGACAUAACCAAUCUGGAAAGCUGGGAGGAAAUCUACAAAGAGGAGUGCCUUAGUUUCAUGGCCGGUCUAGAGACACAAGCUCAGAUCCUGAGAGAUGACCCAGAAGGUCAAGGAGUAGAUCGUAUCAAGGCCGUCCGCAAAGAGCUAAUCUCACUUUCCCAUCAGGCAGAGCGAAUCAAGGAGGCUGCAUUUGAAAUGCUCGACGAGACCCCGGACAGUGUCUAUGUCCGCAACGCAACCCACGAGUGCCUCUCCUCCCGAUUUGGAGAUCCGCAGCUAGAACAGGUAUGUAUUAGCAUGGAAUACAGCUUGGAUCGACUAGCAUUUGAGCUUAGGUCGGACCCGUCAAUGGAUCUGUUGGUUGCCGGACAUGUUGAGCAAAUGACGGACGAUAUUGAGAUGGACUUUCUUUAG